Messenger RNA from Drosophila arizonae, 1992 nucleotides. RefSeq names its product Alkaline phosphatase 12 (gene Alp12). Gene Ontology annotation, biological process: dephosphorylation. Gene Ontology annotation, molecular function: alkaline phosphatase activity. Lineage: Eukaryota; Metazoa; Arthropoda; Insecta; Diptera; Drosophilidae. The record is from RefSeq and is a predicted model, not a curated record.
GCCUGUGCCUUAUGUCAAGCCGCAUAAAACCUAAGACAACGUUCCAAUCCGCCCCAGACGUGAGUCAACAGAGAUUCUGAUACAGAUACAGAUACAGAUACGAUAGCACUUGAGAUGUCAUCCACGGGCACCGACAGCACCAAGCUGGGCGAUGUGGGCCUGAUUGAGGUGCAGCUGGACAGCCUCGACUCGAGUCACAAUUUCGCCAAUUCGAAUGGCGGCACACCCAGGACCAAAACGCUGCCGGAGCAACAGCAGCUCCAGCGCCAGCAGCAAAAGAAUGUAUUCAAAUCCAAAGUGUUCAUCAUAGCCGUUAGCUUCUCCUCGGUGCUAAUGAUUGCCAUGUGCAUUGGCUUUCUGGUCCAUUACGAGUUCUCUGGCGAUAUUAGCGACAUGGAAACGGUCUCCUAUUGGCAUGUGACCCUACCGAAGGAGCAGCAGGAGUGGUACGAUCGCGGUAUCAACGAGCUAAAGCUCGCACUCAAUCGUGAGCUGAAUCGACGGCGAGCCAAGAAUGUGAUACUCUUUGUGGGCGAUGGCAUGGGUCCGAAUACGGUUACAGCGGCGCGAAUCUAUGGCUACAAAGAGGAGGGCCUGCUCAGCUGGGAGCGCUUCCCGCACAUGGGUCUGCUGAAGACCUAUUGUGCAAAUAAGCAGGUGCCCGACUCCUUCUCCACGGCCACCGCUCUCUUUGGCGGCGUCAAGGUCAACUAUGAGACGGGCGGCGUCGAUGCCACGGUGCCGCUGGGCAAUUGCAGUGCCUCGCUGCAGGAGACGCAUCACGUCCAGAACAUCCUCAACUGGGCCCAAGCGGAUGGCAUGCGCACAGGCUUUGUGACGACGACACGUGUCACGCAUGCCACGCCCGCUGCUCUGUACGCCCAUGUGCCAGAUCGUCGCUGGGAAUCGGAGUCAACGAUGCCAGCGGAGGCGCAGCAACAGGGCUGCUUGGACAUCGCACGCCAGCUGGUGAAGCAGAAAACGGGACAGCAGAUCAAUGUUAUCAUGGGUGGCGGCCGUCAAAUGCUUGUCUCGAAUGUGAACGGCACAGACAGUGAUCCGCUGGACACGUGGGCGGGCCACUCAACAGAUGGACGCAAUCUUAUACAAGAUUGGGCACAGCAGAAAGCGGAACAGGGCCAGUCGCAUGCGGUGAUCCAAAACAACGGCCAGCUUAAGCAAUUGGAUGCGGCCAACGUGGACUAUGUGCUUGGCAUCUUUGCCAACGGACAUCUCAAGUACGAUCACGAACGGGAUGGCAGCGAUGCAGGCAUGCCAUCCUUGACGAAUAUGACACUCAAGGCGCUCGAGGUGCUGGGUAACAGUGAUAAGGGAUAUCUGCUUAUUGUGGAGGCCGGCAUGAUCGAUCAGGCGCAUCAUCGUGGAAAUGCGCGCAAGGCUCUCAGCGAGGUCCUGGCCCUAAACGAGGCCGUGCAAGCGGUGCAGGCGCAUCUGAAAGCAAAGGAUCAACUGGACGAGACGCUGCUAAUCGUGACAGCCGAUCAUUCGCACAGCUUGACCAUCAAUGGGCACCCCGACCGAGGCGCUGAUAUCUUGGGACUAGCUGGCAAUUCAAAGACAGAAGAUACACCCUAUACAACGCUCACAUAUGGUACCAGUUAUCAAGGCUUUCAGGUGGAUCCCGAGCGCAUGAUGCGAAAGGACCCAUCGCUCAGCGAUACGAGAGAUUGGGAAUACACGCAGCAGGCGGCCAUCAAUACGAAUGAGAAUCUACACGGCGGUUCCGAUGUGACUAUACAUGCGCGUGGCGCCAUGUCGUAUCUGUUUCAUGGCGUGCACGAACAAAGUUAUGUGGCGCAUGUUAUUUCCUACGCGCUGCGUAUUGGACGCUUCCGUGAUAGCACAAUCGCCGAGUCCUUGGCGGAGUUGAUGCCUUUGUAGCUUAAUUGAUAGUAUAAUUUAUUAACUGUUUUUCCUCCCCCUAUAUUACAUAUUGUGAUAAGAUGUUUCUGUUUUUUAGUAUUAAUCAUA